This is a messenger RNA of Colletotrichum orchidophilum, 1788 nucleotides long. RefSeq names its product major facilitator superfamily transporter. Bases 1 to 1788 code for a protein of 595 amino acids. Gene Ontology annotation, biological process: transmembrane transport. Gene Ontology annotation, molecular function: transmembrane transporter activity. The record is from RefSeq and is a predicted model, not a curated record. The transcript is spliced from 4 exons. NCBI's taxonomy places the organism in Eukaryota, Fungi, Ascomycota, Sordariomycetes, Glomerellales, Glomerellaceae.
AUGCUGCGCUCCAUCAUCAGGCGCCUGGCGUCGGAUCAGCCUGAGUCCGUCAAUGAUUACCUAGGCGUCGUGGUCCCCCUCGAAGAAGCCCAUCUGCAUAGUCACUCAGCCCGGACGGGCAAGUGCGAAUUCGAGGAACGGCCGAGCGAGGAGCACGACGACAACGCCGAGGAUGAUGGCAAGGACCAGGGUGAGACCGCGGGGAUGCUGGAGAUGAACGCUGCUGAGUAUACCAUCGAGGGUUUGAGAAAGGAAGUCAGAAGAGGUGGGCAGGGUCGAUGGACUGAGUACGAGUUAAAGUCGAAGCUCAUCAACAAGGCGAUCCAGGAUAUUGGCAUGGGGAGGUAUAACUGGCAACUCUUCGUCCUCUGUGGAUUUGGAUGGUUUGCAGAUAAUCUGUGGAUGCACGGUGUUGCACUCACAUUACCAUCUCUGUCCGCCGAGUUUGGCAUCUCAGAACAGCGCGUCCGCUACACGACGUCGUCCAUCUUCCUCGGACUCUGCUUCGGCUCUUUUAUUUGGGGUAUCGGUUCCGACGUCCUCGGCCGUCGCAUCGCCUUCAAUCUCACCCUGCUCAUCACCGGCGUCUUCGGUAUCCUCCUGGCUUUCGCACCGACGUGGGGCUGGGUGAAUGUUCUCUUCGCGGCCCUCGGUUUCGGUGUCGGCGGAAAUCUGCCCGUGGAUGGCGCGCUGUUCCUUGAGUUCUUGCCCGACGCAUCGAGCAGUCUGCUAACCCUUCUUUCGGUGUGGUGGCCGGUCGGUCAGCUGUCUUCGUCGCUGGCGGCGUGGUAUUUCAUUGCAAACUGGCCGCCUGAACAAGGAUGGCGGAGGUUCGUGCUGACGAUUGGGUUAAUCACAUUCGCCAUGUUUGUUGUGCGGUUUUUCGUCUUCCGCCUAUUUGAGUCUCCAAAGUUCUUGCUCUCAAAGGGACGUCAGUCUGAAGCUAUUGGCGUCGUUCAUGGAAUCGCCUUUCGCAACGGCGCAAAGACUUGGUUGACCGAAGAGAUCCUGGAUGCUGUGGUCGAUGGGGUGGCCGACGAGGAUGAGGAGCAUUCAAGAAGUGGCCGCUCGGGAGUGCUCCGCGGCUCGGGUCUCGCCACAAACGCUCUGCGCGAGAGGAUGAAGGCCUUUUCUGCAGAUCGCCUUCGACCCCUCUUCAAAACUCGGACGCUCGGCCUCGCUACCGUAAUCGUCUGGUUCGUCUGGGCGACCAUCGGCAUGGGCUACCCCCUCUUCAACGCCUUCCUCCCGCAAUAUCUCUCCCACGGUGGUGCCGCCCCUCCGCCCGAGGGCUCCCCAGACGCAGGAGCUACACCAAUCACGCCAGACACAUAUCGGACCUACGCAAUCACCUCCGCCGUCGGUGUGCCAGGCAGCCUGCUGGCAGCCUACCUUGUCGACCAGAAAUCUCCCUGGCUAGGGCGCCGCGGCACGCUCGCGUGCUCGUCCUUUGUGUCGGCCGUCUUCCUCUUCCUGUUCGUCAAGUUUGGCACCUCGCCCGCCUCGCAGCUCUUCUUCUCCUGCGUCGAGGCCUUCUCCCAGAACAUCAUGUACGGCGUGCUCUACGCCUUCACGCCGGAGAUUUUCCCGGCGCCGGUGCGCGGGGCCGGGACGGGCGUGGCGAGCUUCUUGAACAGGGCGAUGGGGCUUUUGGCGCCGCUGCUGGCAGCGAACAUACCGGGCGACGGGGUCACGACGCCGAUUUUUCUGUCUGGGGCGUUGAUCUUGGCAGCGUUUGUUGGGAUGUGUCUGAUUCCCAUCGAGACGAGAGGUCGGCAGAGGUUGUGA